GGUAGCAGCGGGAGCUGCACUGGCCAGGGGUUCCGGCUGCAUUUCCAUGAGCGCCGCGGAACUGCAGGAACCGGACCGGGGACAAGCUGGGCCUCUGGAGUUAACCACGCACAGCUUUCAGGUAAAUCUGAAUACGAGAUCUGACCUGACCGGCCCCGCUGUACAGCGUCUCAAGGACAGUCACUGUUCCCGUUAGAGACGGACGAAGAACAUAGAUCAAGAUGAAUGCCAUGCUGGAGACCUCCGAGCUGCCGGCCGUGUUUGACGGGGUGAAGCUGGCGGCAGUGGCCGCCGUGCUGUAUGUGAUCGUCCGCUGUUUGAAUCUGAAGAGCCCCACCGCCCCGCCUGACCUCUACUUCCAGGACUCGGGGCUCUCGAGGUUUCUGCUCAAGUCCUGUCCUCUUCUGACCAAAGAAUACAUUCCACCGUUGAUCUGGGGGAAAAGCGGACACAUCCAAACAGCCUUGUAUGGGAAGAUGGGAAGGGUGAGGUCGCCACACCCGUAUGGGCAGCGGAAGUUCAUCACCAUGUCCGAUGGAGCCACUUCGACCUUCGACCUCUUCGAGCCCUUGGCUGAGCAUUGUGUUGGAGAUGACAUCACCAUGGUCAUCUGCCCUGGAAUUGCCAAUCACAGCGAGAAGCAGUACAUCCGAACCUUUGUUGACUAUGCCCAGAAAAAUGGCUACCGGUGCGCCGUGCUCAACCACCUGGGCGCCCUGCCCAACAUUGAACUGACCUCGCCACGCAUGUUCACCUAUGGUUGCACCUGGGAAUUUGGAGCCAUGGUGAACUACAUCAAGAAGACAUACCCCCUGACCCAGCUGGUCGUUGUGGGCUUUAGCCUGGGUGGCAACAUCGUGUGCAAAUACUUGGGGGAGACGCAAGCAAACCAAGAAAAUGUCCUAUGCUGCGUCAGCGUGUGCCAGGGGUACAGCGCGCUGAGGGCCCAGGAGACCUUCAUGCAGUGGGACCAGUGCCGGCGCUUUUACAACUUCCUCAUGGCCGACAACAUGAAGAAGAUCAUCCUCUCGCACAGACAAGCUCUUUUUGGAGACCAUGUGAAGAAGCCUCAGAGCCUGGAGGACUCGGACUUGAGCCGCCUCUACAUGGCCACGUCCCUGAUGCAGAUCGAUGACAACGUGAUGAGGAAGUUUCAUGGCUACAACUCCCUGAAGGAGUAUUACGAGGAAGAGAGCUGCAUGCGGUACCUGCACAGGAUUUAUGUGCCUCUCAUGCUGGUUAAUGCAGCCGAUGACCCCUUGGUACAUGAAAGUCUUCUAACCAUUCCAAAAUCUCUUUCAGAGAAACGGGAGAACGUCAUGUUCGUGCUGCCUCUGCACGGGGGCCACCUGGGCUUCUUCGAGGGCUCCGUGCUGUUCCCCGAGCCGCUGACGUGGAUGGAUAAGCUGGUGGUGGAGUACGCCGACGCCGUCUGCCAGUGGGAGCGCAGCAAGCUGCAGUGCUCCGACGCCGAGCAGGGGGAGGCGGCGCUGGAGUGAGGGCGCCCUGCCGCCCUCCCCGGGACGGGCCUCCUCGCCACCGCUUCAGGUCUCCCCUCCCUCAGUGACCUGGACCCAACCUCACACCGUCAGCGGGCCCCACACGCCUGUCUGGGUGGGCGGCUGUCCCUGGGAGCGCCAGGCUAUUUUUGUGCUUAGUUACUGGUUUUCUCCAUUGCAUUGUUAGCCGUGGUGACAGGCGGCAGGCUGCUCACCCUCCUGUCCAGUUUCAGCAUCACCAUCAUUGCUCUUAAGCCAAUUACAUCUAGUUUCCCUAUGAAAACUGUGUCAGAACAGCAGUUUUGCUUUGCCGGUCAAAAGGCUUUCCCCCAAGAACAGUGAAGGAUGUCUGUUAUUUUGUGGUGGUCGGACGUGUCCUUGUGUAGACCUGGAAAGCGCUCACAACCUAGACCCUGCCGAGAUGCAGGUCAGCUCUGGAGCCUGGGGACCUGGCCUGCCCGGCCACAGUGUGGCUUCUUACAUGGCAGAAAAACUCCCUGAGUUACAAGCCAGGUUCCUCCCUCGCUGUCUCCUGGUUCCCUGCACGUGCUGGUGAUGAGAGUGACCGGGGCGCUUGUCAACACUGAGCCUCCCAGGCCCCUCCCCGUGGAGAAGCUGAUUCCGUGGGUCUGGGAAGGGUCUGGGGAUUUUCAUUUCUGACAAGUGCCCCUGGUAGUUCUCAUCACCAGGCAAAUUUGGGAAGGACUGUCCUGCAAGGCCUUCAAUGUAGAAACAUCUUGGCAGCUCGUUUUAUGACGAUGUGUGGUCAGAGGUGUCACCUGGCCCCAGAGCAGCUGCCCCUUGCGGCCAGCGUGAUGGCCUGGACAGGACCUGAGCUGCACCGGCCCUGCUUCUCACUGACUCUAGGACCCCGGAAGUCCCUUGUACAUGAGUUUCUCCACCUGUAAAAUGGGGGUCUUGGACCAGGUAGAUUGCUGAGAUCUACUGGUCCUAAAGUUCAAUGACAAGCUCACUUUGCUGAGGUUUGAGAGAACGUCCCUCCAGGGCGCCUGGAGCUGCCCUCCCAGUCUAAACAUGUACCUGUCCUCCCUGCCUGCCUCCUCUGUUUCCUUUUGUUGUUGCUCCUCGUUUCAUAGAAAGAAGUUUGUGGGGGUUUUGUUUUAUUAUUUGUAAUUCUGUCUUUUAACCCAGGUCUCUCUAACUCUGGUUUUUGAUACCAAACAGUUCAAAAGUUGGACCUGAGUUGGGAGAAAGCUCUUUCCAAGUGAAGCGGGUGUUGUUUCGAAAGCAGUUUUUCAAUUUAAUAGCCUGUUGCAGCCUGUCGGAGAGUCUUUCCAAAGGGUGUCUUCUCAAAUGAAAACGUCACUCUAAGUUUCAAGUACUUCUUUCCUCCAGUCCUGUAGUACUUGACUAUCUAAAAACCCUGCACUUUGAAAAAUCAGCAGUCGCUAUGCAGAACUGAAUGGGACCAUGCGCAAAGCUGCCUAGAUGCUUCAGAACUGUUCUGUUUCAUCUCCUUUGCUCCGGGGCAGACAGGAGUGGGAAAAGAGGGUCUGUGUCGUCGUUCAGGGCGUCGAGGGAGGCACUGGGGCUUGGAUGCCAACCCUUACGGCCACAGGUGGAUGUGGGGUGGAUGUUGACCCCAGUGGCUCCGACAGUAACGUCUGUCCCCUGGAGAGAUCAUUUGCUGACAAUCGCUAGAUCGUCCUAACAAAUAGCAUCAAUGACAGCCAUUCUCUGCAAAGAUUAGGAUGUCUGUGAUCUGAACUUUGCUUUGGUUUAUACUUACACCAAAUUCGUUGUCACGACUUUUCCCUCAAGUAGCUGUUCCAUGUUCCAGCACAAGGGGCACUGUCUUCUCCCUCAGCUGGAAAGCUAGUCCUCCCGUCACUUGCCCGACAGCCACCGCUGUGUUCUAGGAGACCCGCGGUCAUAUUCCCCACAGCUCCCUUCAUUUCUUAAGCCUUUUUGUGGAAUUGGGUAAACGAAGCAAUAACUUCAUGGAUUUGUAUGACCAUCCCAGGAAGCAAGAGGCUUCUUCUCAUUUGCCUCGGGUCAUCUCGAGAGAGAAAGUGGUGGCCGGCUACCACCUUUGUUCAGGAGGAAAAAGACAGUCCUGUUGCCACACUCCAGGGUGCAGGGGACAGAAGUCCUUGGAGCCUGGUGUGCAGGGCAGAAAGACCCAGGUGUCCCAUGGGGGAGAGGCAGGGUUUGGGGCAUCUCCUUUCACCCCCCUCCAGACUGCGAGGGCUGUGUCCCAGCUGAAAUCUUCCUAGCGUGGGACCCUGAACGGUACUUACAUGCCACUGAAGCCCUUUGUUCAGAGUCAGGCUGGCCGGCAUGGAAGCGAGAGUGGGUCUGUGGUGUCUUAGGACGCUCUUGUUCGUCCCUGAAUGAGCGCACAGAGGCGUUGAAUCCACAGAGCUGCAAGCUUGCUCGUAAACAAGGAGGCGGCAUUGUAUAUGUAGGUCAGCUUCUUCCUCCCUGUAGCUUCCCGUGGCUUCUCUCCCUCCAGUCAUUCAUUCCUGAUGCCUGUGCGAGUGCUCGUAGGGUCCUGCCUGGGCUGAAGCCAGGCCGGGUUGUCAGAGGGCAUUUGAUGCUCUUCUUUUAAAAUCAGAUUAAGGAUAUGAGUUGCAUCGACCUAGAUGGUUCUGUUGCUGGAAUAACACGUUCAAAACCAAGAAGGGGGGAGGCACCCACAUUCCUCCUGGUUGUACUCUGCCUCCUAAACAAUUUGAAAACAUUGAUGAGUAACUGAUUCGAGUCAAAUUAGGAUUUUCUGAAAAAUGGUGUUUGGUCUCCUUGAUGCAUUUAUGUUAGAGGACGUCUAACAGGCUGGAAGAAAACCUCCCAGCUCCCUGCUGUGAGUGACCCCAGCAGCCUGGAGCAGACAGUGGGGUAGAAUCGUUAUACUCGUUCACCUCUCUGCAUGUCACACGUGCAGGGACCCCUGUGGCAGAGCAGAUGAGGGGAGAUGUACCCACCCGGAAGGGAGCACAUUCCCUCCUUGGCAUGGUGUUAUGGAGGCAGGUCCAGGAGCCCUGGUCCUUGUCCUGUCCCUGUUCACACUGGAUGGGGGCAGCUGCUUCACCUCCCUGAGCCCCAGGGACCCUAGACCAUCUCUAAAACCACUUCAUCUGUGCACACAUCUCCCAGACAUUCCCACGGCCUCGCGAGCUCGUGCGUGUAGAAGGGCUACGUCGAGGCCCCCCUCACCCGAGGGCCUUGGAGAGGGAGCUACUGCCUUAGGCUUUGCGGGUGAAGACCCUGAUCUUGCCCUUGCUCCGUGUCCCCUGGCUUCCCUUCGGCGUCUCCGCCCUCACCUGUGCCCUUGCUAUUGCAAGGCCGGUCGUGUGACUGGGCCAGGUGUACUGCUGGAGCGAGGCAGAUGCCCCCUCCUGUGCCCCGGGCAGAGCAUCGAGAGCUCCCGGGCAGAACGCCUUCCAGCCCGGCUUCCUCCUCCAGCUGCUGUCUUCAUGAAGCCGACCUCUCCGGUGCCGCUGUGCGCAUGAGAGUGCUCUUUGUCCCCGUGUGACUGGAGAUCGCUUUGCCAGCUCCGGGGAGAUAAUGCGUGUGUUCUUGUUUGUGUUUGCCAGGCAAGCAGAUGUCUGAGAUGUGAGAGGCUUCUCUUGUCCUGUGGCAUCGAUUCUGACUUAGAGCCCAAGUAAGGAGCACGGAAACACACUGAGCUGAAGGCGCCGUCAGGUCCUUGUCCUUUAGAGCGGACAGCAGAGCUCCGGGAGGCACUCCCCUGCAGCGCCCGCUCACAGUGUCAUCGGGAAUCACUUUCUUUGACCAGAAAGCCUUAACUAAACAUCCCCUGGUAUCACCACUCUACCGUGGCAUGAGAAUUCACACUCUCCUGCUGAGGAAGUUUGAAGUGUGAAGCCACAAGCAAAACCAGAGAAUCUCUUCCUGUGGCCUGUAUGCGUGUUAUGUCGGGCACCCCCACCCCUCAGCCAGGAGGGACCCGGAGCCUGCGAACCCUUCAUCUCUACACCUUUCUUCCUCGCGGCCUCACUUGCUCAGAGCCACUCUGGGUCACUUGGCUGCUGCCAACAGCUGAGAAAGUGGCCUGCCCGGGGCACGUAGAGGCCCCGCUAUGGAGAGAAAGGUUUGCUUCUACCUCUGUCAUCUAAGCAGAAGGAAGUACCCCCUCCUCGUAGAGUAGGAUUAGUUUUGCCAAAUUGCACUUGAGGCUGAGGGAGGGGAAGUGGCCCAGCCGGCAGAGGGACCAGAGUGCUCCCAGAGAACUGCUGCCGCCUCUUGCCUGUCGCUGCUGUCGCUGCCGCCGCAGCUGGGCACCCUCGGAGCAGGCGCGGGCCCAGCCCCAGCCUUCUCGGCUUCCAGGCAGCACACAGCUGCCCCCUUGGAAGAGUUAGCCCCUCACCCCGUGUUUUCUGAGUUGUUUUUCCUGGCAUGUGUGUGGGUAUCUCUAAUGAAUAAAAUGACAUUAAUUUCCAACUGGUAGAUUAAGCCUUUCAACUCAACUCCUUUGUAAAUUAGCAACGAAAUCGAUAUUCUACGUUCUCCCCUCCCUGGUCCCCAUAGCCAAGAAAAUCUAUUGCCAUAGUUGGGGGCAGUCCACUCACAGCACCUGCAGAAAUACCCUUCAUCUCAACGGGCAUUCUCCUUCCAGACCACCCACACUGAGCAGCCAGCUGUCCCCUAGGACGACUGCUGUCCGAGUGGGCGGGCCAGGUUCCUGGUGUAGAGGUAGGUCCGUCGGGUUUGGGUUUGGCCUCUAGUUUCCCUAAAGCACAAGUCCGUGUGGAACCCGUCACCUCUGCACACCAGUUCCAGGCGAGCUGGGCCUCCCGCUGCCUCAGGAAGACCUUCACUGUACCUGAGCUUCUGACUCCUGCCACUGCAGCUGCCUUAGUGACCCGGGGGGGAGGGGGAGCCCGCGGGCGUCUCCCCUUUCCUGCGUAGACUCCCGGCAGCCACGUCCUUCUCUGGCAGACCCGCUUCCAGACUGGUUUUUGAGAACCAUCACUUUCACAUUCCUGAUUUCCAUUUUGUUUCAUUUUGUUCGGGUUUUCUGAAACUUAACAUGCUGCCCCGAAAAUAAUGUAGUUCUGAGUUUGCGUUCCAAAAGCCUCCGUGCUGUGGAUGUGGGGGAGAAACACGGGGUCCUCCAGCACUGAGGUGUUUAAGACUUGCAACUAGCAAUGCAACUUUUCUAAACAUGAGGAUAUUUACCUUUAUUAAGAACUUAUAAACAGUGGUGUCCUUGAUCAUUUUAUGUUCCCUUAUUACUUUUGGUCCCAUUUUGAUUCUGUGUGGUGGUAAACAAAGAUCAUUACAAAUAAAAGCUGUAAUUUUGUUAUCUUUGAUCCAAUGGAAUUUCUUUACUUA
Messenger RNA from Molossus molossus (Pallas's mastiff bat), 6818 nucleotides. It is a transcript of the gene ABHD2, whose product is annotated as abhydrolase domain containing 2, acylglycerol lipase. The record is from RefSeq and is a predicted model, not a curated record. Gene Ontology annotation, cellular component: sperm flagellum; sperm plasma membrane. The transcript has 11 exons. Gene Ontology annotation, molecular function: acetylesterase activity; monoacylglycerol lipase activity. Lineage: Eukaryota; Metazoa; Chordata; Mammalia; Chiroptera; Molossidae. The coding region runs from base 222 to 1499 and encodes 425 amino acids. Gene Ontology annotation, biological process: steroid hormone receptor signaling pathway; medium-chain fatty acid catabolic process; sperm capacitation.